Saccostrea cuccullata (small rock oyster) is the source of this 5440-nucleotide messenger RNA. Its product is annotated as intersectin-1-like. Gene Ontology annotation, biological process: positive regulation of Rho protein signal transduction. Gene Ontology annotation, molecular function: guanyl-nucleotide exchange factor activity; protein binding; calcium ion binding. Bases 210 to 4871 code for a protein of 1553 amino acids. The record is from RefSeq and is a predicted model, not a curated record. NCBI's taxonomy places the organism in Eukaryota, Metazoa, Mollusca, Bivalvia, Ostreida, Ostreidae. The transcript is spliced from 42 exons.
UAAGGCUUUCCAGGUUCCGGUUGUUCUUGGGUGUACUUUGAUGUGUUUUUACUAGGAUUUUUAAUAAUUUUGAAGUAAAUAUCGGUUUAGUCUCAUUUUUUUCAACAGUAAAAAUGAUAGUCUACUGAUAUGCAGUAACGACAAGGAUUAAUAGCUGCACCGAGAUGAUUGUUCGGAAAUAAAGACAGCACAGGGCUAGGAAAAGAAAGAUGGCAGCAGCAGCCGGGGCAGCAGCCUGGAAAAUAACAGGAGAAGAUCGUGCCAAGCAUGAUUCUCAGUUCUUCCAACUCAAACCAAUCAAUGGCUUUGUCACAGGGGAACAGGCUAGAGGGUUUUUCCUUCAGUCAGGCUUGCCAAUGGCUGUUUUAGGACAAAUAUGGCAACUUGCUGAUAUGAACAAUGAUGGGAAAAUGGACAAAAAGGAGUUUUCAAUAGCAAUGCAUUUAAUAAAAAAGAAGUUGCAAGGAUUUGAGCUUCCUAAAACCCUCCCACCCUCACUAAAGGCCGACCCUUCCCCAGCUAUGGGGUCAUUUGGUACAAUGUCCACUGCAGGGCCACCUGUGAUGGGAAUGGGAAUGCCUGUGAUGGGAAUGGCUCCAACAGCUGUAGCACCCAGCAGUAUGGGGAUGCCCAUCAUGACUAAUGGUGUCCCAAUGAUGGGUCAACAGGGAAUGAUGGGAGUACCAGCAGUCAUGGGAGCACCUGCAGUUUCCAUGGGAGCUCCUGCUGCAAUGAUGGGCAACAAACCAAGAACUGGUUCUUUUGGACAACCAGGGCCAGUACCAGCUGCUGCAGCAGCAGGGAAUAUGGCAAUGCCUCAUCCAAGCAAACUGAAGUAUACACAGAUGUUCAAUUCUAAUGAUAGACACAAACGAGGUCAUUUAACAGGUGUUGAAGCAAGAUCACUGCUGGUUCAAACUGGUCUACCACAACCAAUUCUGGCUCAAAUCUGGACGUUAGCUGAUCAUGAUAAGGAUGGUAAACUAACCUGUGAUGAGUUCUGCGUUGCCAUGCACUUCGCUGACCUGGCCAAAACGGGGAUUCCCCUCCCCGCAGUGCUGCCCCCUGAACUUGUUCCUGGUAAAGCUCGGUCCGGGAGCUUUAGCGCCCCAGCCCCUCCGGCUUCACAAGAAUUAUAUACAUAUUGGGCUCCUUCAAAGGGGGAUGCCUUUGGUGACCUUCUAGGGGGGAUGGGAAUGCCCCCUCCCCAACCUGCCCCUCCAGCUGCUGCCACAAAUGGGGAGGAACAAGCUCAACAAGAAGAUGUCCAUGGCUUUACAUUUGAGGACCGUCGUAAGGAGAACUUUGACAAGGGCCAGGCAGAGUUAGAGAGGCGACGUCAGAUGUUACAGGAACAGAUGAAGAGAGAAAACGAGGCAAGGAUGGAGAAAGAGAGGCAGGAACAGGAAAAACGAGAGAGAGUCAGACAAGAACAAGAAAGAAAAAGAUUGGCAGAAAUGGAAAGACAGAUGGAGAAACAAAGACAGAUAGAAAGAGAGAGAGAAGAACAGAGACAGAAAAUGAUGGAACAAAGAGAGGCUGCGAGGCGAGAACUAGAGCGACAGAGACAGAUGGAGUGGGAGAGACAGAGGAAAGAGCAGUUAUUAUCUGAGAAAGGCCGCGAGUACGAACAGCUGGGUAUAAUCAAGUCACGGGCCAGUAAUCUCAAGUGUGAACUCGAGUCACAGGUAAGAAAAUCCCCUGCCUCGAGUGAUACGUGGGCGGCAUUCUCUAACGACACUCAGUCGUCCUCUACGUCUAAUGAUAUCUGGUCAGCUGCCUUCGCAGAUGUUAAGACUGAUACAGCCACGGGGAGCGAUAUCUGGGGCAGUGCUUUCUCUAGUCAAACUACAGUGACCUCAUCCAGUAGUAAAGGUUGUAAAUAUAAGGCCUUGUAUCCUUUUGAGGCCAGAAAUCCAGAUGAAUUAAGUUUGAAUCCAGAUGACAUUGUUUGGGUCCCAGAGGACCAGACGGGGGCAGAGGAGGGGUGGCUGGGAGGAGAGAUGAAUGGAAAGAAGGGCUGGUUCCCUAAAGACUAUGUGGAGAAACUGCCAGAGGAGCAAUCUAGUCAAUUCAACGCCUUUGGCAAUGCUUUCAGUUCAGAACCUGUAGCUUCAGCAUUUCCCCAGAAAGAAUCUCUGUUUGAUACACCAGCUGACUCACCAACACCUGGCCAGGGAUCCACUGCCCCCGAGGGCCUUCAGGCCCAGGCCCUUUAUCCGUGGAAGGCCAAGAAAGAAAAUCAUUUGUCUUUUAACAAAGGGGACAUAAUCCAUGUCAAAGAACAACAAGAAAUGUGGUGGUCAGGGGAGCUGAAUGGACAGACUGGUUGGUUCCCGAAGUCCUACGUUAAACUGGUCAGUGGACCAGGCUCCAAACAAACAUCGAGAUCUGGAACACCAAUGGCAACAAGUGCAGCACCUGCUGUGGCUGUAGAAACCAAUGAUAAGAGUAGUACACCCACCAUUGUGGAACACACUGCUGAUGCUGAACCCUAUGUGGCCAUGUUUUCCUACACUUCCACAGAACCAGGUGACCUGACCUUCACUCAGGGGGAGACAAUCCAGGUGACCAAGAAAGAGGGUGACUGGUGGACAGGGUCAAUAGGUGAAAGGUCAGGGAUUUUCCCAGCUAACUAUGUCAAGGCCGCAGAACAACAGUCCAAACCUUCACCUAGUCCUGCCCCAGCUGUACAACCCACAGUUCAGGCCCCUCCACCACAGCCGGCCACCAGUCAACCAGCACAGAGUCAACAGAAAACGGGAACCAGUUCAACACUCAAAAAACCAGAAAUAGCUUCAGUGAUAGCCGCAUACACCGCAACAGGAGGUGAACAGCUGUCCCUCAGUCCUGGUCAGCUGAUACAGGUCCGCAAGAAGAGCCCCAGUGGCUGGUGGGAGGGGGAGCUACAGGCCCGUGGUCAGAGAAAGAAGAUUGGAUGGUUCCCUGCUAACUAUGUCAAGCUUCUGGGUGCGGGGUCAAGUGCUAGAUCCACUCCAGAUAACUCCUCUCAGAGUGGCUCACCCGCAAGCACAUUGCAUCGGACUGCCACACCCACAAUUCCAGCACCCCAGCCACAGAAAUCUGCAAUUGUGGAGAAUAAAUAUGUUGAUCAGGUGAUAGCCCUAUACCCGUACACAGCUCAGAAUGACGAUGAACUGACAUUCCACAAGGACUCUGUGAUUAAUGUUGUCAAUAAGGACGAUGCUGAUUGGUGGCAGGGGGAGGUAAAUGGAACAGUCGGAAUGUUCCCCUCUAACUAUGUCGGACCCCUGGUCUCUUCUCCUCCUCAAGAAAACACAUGGUCCAGUGAUCCCUCAGUCCUGGCCCAGACCUCCUCUGUGGAGAGUAAGAGACAGAACUAUAUACACGAGCUCAUCAACACAGAAGAAACCUACAUGUCAGACAUGUCUAUAGUGCUAGAUGCUUUUUAUCAGCCAAUGGCUACUGCGGAAGUCAUGACUCCAGAAGAAUUAGAUACAGUUUUUGUUAACUGGAAAGAACUCAUUUUGUGCAAUACUAAACUUCUCAAGUCAGUACGAGUUAGGAAAAAGAUGUGUGGGAAAGGGCAAGUCAUUCAGAUCAUUGGAGAUGUUCUUUGUGAAAAUAUACCCCACAUGACCCCCUACAUCAGAUUCUGCAGUUGUCAAUUGAAUGCUGCAGCACUGAUACAGAGAUACACAGAAAACAGUCCAGAAUUCAGAGAAAUCCAAAAGAAAUGUGUUCAGAAUCCCAAAACCAAAGGGAUGCCCCUCAGUAGUUUUCUAUUGAAACCAAUGCAGAGGAUCACCAAAUAUCCACUCAUGAUACAGAAAAUUCUACAAUAUACCCCAGAAAACCAUCCAGACCGUCAGAACCUUGAGGAUGCCCUCGCUAAGGCAGAGGAACUGUGUAAUCAGGUCAAUGAGGGGGUGCGGGAGAGGGAAAACUCAGAUAAGUUAGAGUGGAUGCAGAGUCAUGUCCAGUGUGACGGCCUUCAGGAGAAACUGAUUUUUAACUCUGUGACCAACUGUCUAGGACCCAGAAAACUACUUUAUCAUGGAACUCUGUAUAAGGCCAAAGGUCACAAAGAGCUGUGUGGCUUCCUGUCCAAUGAUUUCCUGCUUCUGGCCACGCCCCUUGGUAGUGCUACCUCAUCUUCUUUGUUUGAUUCCAAAACCAAGGCUCAGUAUAAAAUGUAUAAAAGUCCCAUAUUCCUGAAUGAGGUGAUGGUGCGGAGGUUAGGAGAGGAUGACAAUGACUGUUUACUACAGGUGUCACAUGUAGACCGUGUCUACAAUCUGAAGGCUCCCAAUCUCACAGAAAGGGAGUCCUGGGUCAGACAUAUUGAUGCUGCUUCUAAGCUCUUCCUUGACACAGAGAAAAAGAAAAGAGAAAAGCUUUUCAACUUGGGUCAGAAAUCCCACAUGAUGGGUAGGCUUUUGGUGAUUAUCCAGGAAGGGAUUAACCUCGCCCCCACAGCUGAUGUGCGCAAGAUUAAUGGCGUUGGUCGGUUACUGGUUGUGCUGCAGGAGGGUUGUGAUUUACAGGCCAGUGAUGUCAAUGGAAAGAGUGACCCUUAUUGUGAAGUCAGUAUGGGAGUACAAGAACACAAAACCAAGGUCAUCAAUGCAACCUUGAACCCUCGAUGGAAUGCCUCCAUGCAGUUCACCAUCAAGGACUUAGAACAAGAUGUGUUGUGUAUUACUGUGUUUGACAGAGACCUGUUUUCUCCAAACGACUUUCUUGGGCGUACAGAGGUGAGAGUCAAUGACAUUUUAAAGGAAUCCCAGACACGUAAAGGACCAAUCACAAAGCGUUUAUUAUUACAUGAAGUUUCCUCGGGGGAAGUCGUAGUCAAACUAGAUUUACAGCUUUACGAGAACACAUGACCAGAGCAGAUGAAGUAGGACAUGUGUUUGUUAAAGUCAUAUAUACAGCUUGUGAAUGAGUUCGGAAGCUGGACUUUGUUUUAAAUUAAUUUCAAUGAAUGAGAUUGUAGACCAAUUCCAUAAAAGAUUUUUUUAAAGUGAUGUCAAAAUGCAGGUUAUUUAACUAUCACCAUCUAUGGUCAGCUGCUAGCUAGAGAUGUGACAGUAAUGUUGAAGUAUGUCAUAUACAGUGUAUUAAUAAGAUUAAGGUUUCUAGAUGAUUAUCAUGUAAUAAUUUCUCAAUGGCAGUACAGAACACACUUCUUAAAGAAGAUUUAGAAAAAAAGUGCAGUGUUUUUUGACUGUUUAAAUUUAGGGUCAUGUCAUUGAUCAAUGCUGAAGGCAGGUGUGAAAUUUUGGGACCCAUGCAACUGGGUUACUUUUAUAGUUUCUUAAUAAAAAUAUAUUGCAGAAAAGUAAAAUAUUUAUAUUAGUAAAGUGUUUUAACAUGAAAAUGAUUGUUGAAAUUGAAACAUUUCUUCCAAUAAAUAUGCGCUAAAUUUUAUUCACUAUGUAAGACUCAUUAUAGU